AUGUCUGUCCGUUCCGUACCUCUCUCUAUCCUUCUGUGCCCCUCUUCCUCUACCACUCCUUCCCCACCCGCUCUGGCCCCCACCCCUCAUGAUUCCCGCCCUGCCAGGGUGCGCCAUCGCAGCAUUGCGUUUGCGGGCGACUCCCUCAGCCAGCAGCAGUUCCUCUCCCUCCUCUGCCUCCUCACCCCCACCCCCCGCUUCAUCCCUCUCCCCUCCCCGCCUCCGCCUCACCUCCCCGUCCUAUCUCCCUCCUCCCCUCUCUUUCAACCAUCCAAUCUGAACCAGCCGCGCUCCCUAAACCCCGACCCAUCUCAGCCUGACACUCUCAACUCUGCUCCUGGAGCAGCCCAAGCACCAGAGGCCGCAGCAGCGGGCGCAGCAGAGGCCGCAGCAGCGGGCGCAGCAGAGGGUGCAGCAGCGGGCGCAGCAGAGGGUGCAGCAGCGGGCGCAGCAGAGGGUGCAGCAGAGGGUGCAGCAGCGGGUGCAGCAGCGGGUGCAGUGGAGGUGGUGGCAGUGGGGCACCUGUUUGGGCUGUCGUGGGCGAGGAGGCCUGUGGCGGGCACGGAGAGGGGCGGCGCCUUCUGGUUCCCCCAUGCCAACCUCACCGUGCUGCAGCGUACCGCCAACUGGCUCGUGCACGUGGAGCGUGUGGUGGCGGGGGGACAGGCGGGAGAGAGCAGUCGCGGGAACGAGGGUGGCAUGGCAGAUGCAGCAGUGAGCGGCACAGCGCCUUCCAGUGACCCGCCGCGCAUGGCCUUGGGCCCACCUCCUCUGGUGCUGCUGCGCACGCUGUCUCCAGCGCACUUUGCUGCUGGCACGUGGAGUACAGGCGGGCGCUGCGACGGGUUUCAGGACCCACUCCGAGGAGAGGAGGCAUGUGCACUCUCUGGGCAGUGCAGGGACACAGCAGCCGAAGAUGCCUUGCGUGCUGCAGCAGGGGUGGGGAGAGCAUCGGCAGCAGAUGGAGCAGACGGAGCAGGAGCAGAGCAAGCAGGGGCAGAGCUAGUGCCAUCAGCAGGAGAUGAAGGACUGGGGGAAGCUACAGCUUUGAGCGGGCUUCGAGCUGCAGCAGAGGGUGCAUCAGGGCAUUCAGUUACAUGGUUACGCUUGAUGAAGGUCUCGCUUCUCUCUGCUCUACGGGCCGACGCACACGUGGCGUCGUUCUACACCUACCGCACAGCACCGAAACAGAAGCACAGAGGGUUUGGAACGGAAGGGGCUGAAGGCUUUUCUCAGUUUGACACAGUAACCAAAAGGAGUGGGCCUGUUCCUUCAGCUGGCUUGGAAACUGCUGCGUUUAAUGUGACAGGACAAGAAGCUCUGGGGGAUAUGAGGGAGAAUACUAUGCCCGGUGAUGGAGUGAAGACACUCGUGCGAGACUGUGUGCAUUGGUGUCUGCCUGGUGUGCCCGACACAUGGAAUGAGUUGCUGUACGCUGAGCUUAUCAGAUCCGGAAAUUUCACUUUAAAGUAA
This is a messenger RNA of Closterium sp. NIES-65, 1473 nucleotides long. The record is from the annotation of a GenBank genome assembly. NCBI's taxonomy places the organism in Eukaryota, Viridiplantae, Streptophyta, Zygnematophyceae, Desmidiales, Closteriaceae.